GGAAAGAAAUCACUGUAGAGAAAUGCAGAAAAUAGGAAAAAGCGAAAGCCAGAGUUCCAAACACCACCUUCAUUUUUAAGUAACCAGCACAGCACUGUUGAAAAUGUCAACAAAUGAGUUCGAGUUCUUAAAGAUUGAGACAUGCGUUCUCAAAGUGCACAUCAACUGUCAAGGGUGCAUGCAGAGAGUGAAGAAACUCCUCCGAAAAAUUGGAGGUGUUUAUCAAGUAAGCAUAGACGCAGAUGAGCAGAAGGUCACUGUCACAGGUAGUGUGGAUUCUUCUACUUUGAUCAAUAAGCUGGUCCGAUCUGGUAAACAUGCCGAGCUUUGGUCUCCAAUUUCUAACAAGAAACAAGCCAAAUUGGUCAACGAUGGCAACAACCAGAACCAAACCCAAUAUCUAAUGAAUGGCCUCAAUGCCUCCAAAAAUCAGAACAUGUUCCCCACCUUUGGCAGAGAAGAUGAUGGGUGGGGAUCUGAAAGGUAUUUUGAUCAGAGUAGGGGGACCGAGGCCGAGACAGGUGAAUUCAAUCAAAAUUUGAUAGCAGCCAUGCAAAAUGCAAACCUGGGUGGGGAUGGAGUACUCCCAAUUGGCGGUCAUGACAAAUUGGAAAACAACAUCAUACCAUUGAGCGGCCAUGCAGGUUUUCAUGGCAAUGGCUCUGCAGGCUUUGUUGGCUUAGGAGGCCACGAAUUUGGUGGGUAUCAAGACAUUCCUAGGGCUUUACCAAUUCACGAGUACGAUCAUCCAUCAUCGAUGAUGAUGGCCAACAGGCAAGUGUGCCACUACAACUAUCCAUCAACUGAGAUGAUGAACACUUACAUGCAUGACAGAAACACGAUCAACAAUAUGGUGAUGAAUGACAGUGUUCACAUGCAUCAACCCCAGAUGAUAAACCCUACAUCUUCGCUUCUCUCCAUGAGUGGCAACUUCUAUUAAG
Messenger RNA from Corylus avellana, 941 nucleotides. RefSeq lists its product as uncharacterized. The record is from RefSeq and is a predicted model, not a curated record. Lineage: Eukaryota; Viridiplantae; Streptophyta; Magnoliopsida; Fagales; Betulaceae. Gene Ontology annotation, molecular function: metal ion binding.